CCAUGAUAAUCAAUACGUAUACAUAUAUAUGUAUAAUUGUUGGAACUCUAUUUUACCAACAUAACUAGGUACCUAACGCACACAUCUAAUACCUAAACUACCUACCUAGGUAGGCACAUGUACUUGGUAUGCACCUGGGCUAGGUAGAUCAAUACCCCUCAAUGCCGUAGAUAUAUGCCUACCCUUUUGCGGUCUUAUUACAUACAAGAAUGGCCCCAAUACCCAUAACCAUCGUUACUGGUUUUCUAGGUUCAGGGAAGACGACGCUCCUUUUAAACCUCGUGCCCCAACUCCGUGCCGCCAACCCUUCCUACGGUCUUGCCCUGCUCAAAAAUGAGUUUGGUGACGUAGCCAUCGACUCGCAGCUUGCCUCUUCGAGUGCUGUCUCCGGCGUCCAAGAACUUCUGAAUGGCUGCAUAUGCUGCAACCUCGUAGGUCAGCUCAGCACGGCCCUCGAAGAGCUGCGCGCCAACGUCAGCCCCGACCGCAUCGUCAUCGAGACUUCCGGUUCCGCCUUCCCGGCUACGCUAGCGAUUGAGGUGAAUCGCCUAGCUCGCGAGACGGGCCACUACUCUCUAGACGGUGUCGUCAGCGUAAUCGAUGUCGAGAAUUGGAAAGGGUACGAAGAUACGAGUUAUACCGCGCGUAUACAGGCUAGAUAUACCGACCUAAUUGUCUUCAAUAAGUGGGAGAAUUGCGACAAUCGUAAGUUCGAUGACUGCCUCGAUCGGGUUGGUGACCUCGAGGUCGAUGUAGCCUGGGUUAAGAGCGACCGAGGGCAGGUUCCUGUUGACCUUAUCUUUGGUAUUGACGGUGGAUUGGCGGCGGCUCUGACCGAGGAGCCGACCAUAAAUAAAAACAGCCAAACAUACGACGGCCACCAUCACAACCAUGACCACCAGAACGAGGUCGAGGUACUUUCUAUCACCCUUUCUGGACGGGCGGGAGCUAUUGUCAAUGCGACGAAGCUGAUGGCCCUCUUAAACUCUGCCCCCAAGGACGAGGUAUAUCGGAUUAAGUCAGUAUUGACGACAUCACCGAUGGUGCGGAGUUCCGGAGAGGACGAAAAUGCCACACCAACAACUCCAACUCAUCAUUCUAAUAGGUAUAUCCUUAACUGGGCAUUUGGUAGAUGGACAUUUACACCGCUUGAUUCCGAGAUAGCUGAGCAUAGUUCAAGCCAUCAGACUGUGCUUCGCAUGACGAUGAUCCUUGCAAGGUACGAGAGCGGAAAAUGGAAAAAUAAAUUAGAGGUGGGUGGGUUUUUGGAGCUAGAGGACGAGGAGAAAGGGCAAUUGGCUGUCACCAAGAUUUCCUAGAGCUUGCUAGAUUUCAUCUUUUGGGGCUUGGGAUGCAAAUGAAGGUGGCGGCUACAACUUUUGCGGACGCAUCACUCAUCAUGCCUGCGCCAAUUCUACGUCCUUCUGGUCCAUUUGUCAGCUGCCCGCCUUUGACAUUGGCAUCGACCUGCCUUUCCGUUAUAGAACGUUAAAAUAACAACAGAUCCCGCCUAAAAUGACAUUCUACCUAUACAUCUAUACGAUGAC
Hypoxylon trugodes is the source of this 1547-nucleotide messenger RNA. RefSeq names its product cobW-domain-containing protein. Lineage: Eukaryota; Fungi; Ascomycota; Sordariomycetes; Xylariales; Hypoxylaceae. The coding region runs from base 210 to 1319 and encodes 369 amino acids. The transcript has a single exon. Gene Ontology annotation, cellular component: cytoplasm. The record is from RefSeq and is a predicted model, not a curated record.